This is a messenger RNA of Synchiropus splendidus (mandarinfish), 2570 nucleotides long. RefSeq names its product kelch repeat and BTB (POZ) domain containing 12 (gene kbtbd12). Gene Ontology annotation, molecular function: protein binding. Lineage: Eukaryota; Metazoa; Chordata; Actinopteri; Syngnathiformes; Callionymidae. The transcript is spliced from 6 exons. The record is from RefSeq and is a predicted model, not a curated record. Bases 182 to 2044 code for a protein of 620 amino acids.
CACGAGUUGGUCAGACGGUCUCUAACCCCCCGGUCAAGAAUAUCAGCAUAAACAUGACUGACUGGAAUUUUAAAGAAAACAUGGAUAUGAAAGGAUCUUUUUAGUUUCCAACAUAAACCAACAGGAGCACAUCAGAGGAAGAGCCAACUGCUGAUCUAAACUUCUUGAUUUUGACCUGAAAAUGGAUUUUACAGCAAAGCAUAGCCUCACACUGCUGAAACAGUUAAGAAAGAUGAGGGAGUCUGAACAUUUGACAGACGUGGUGCUGGUUGCUGAGGGCGUCAGCUUCCCUUGUCACCGGGUGGUUUUGUCUGCUUUCAGCCCGUAUUUCAGAGUCAUGUUCACAUGCGGCCUGCGUGAAUGCAACAACAGAAAUAUUUUCCUGCGCGACACCUCAGCAGACAGUUUGGCUCUGCUCUUAAACUACAUGUAUUGCUCAGAACUUCCUCUCAACAAUGACAACGUCCAAGGCGUCUCUAUCGCAGCCUUUCUUCUGCAGAUGGAUGACGUCUUCACACGGUGCCAGCUGCAUAUGACUGAGAACAUGGAUGCCUCCAAUUGCCUCGGUGUGUAUUACUUUGCGCGAGAUCUUGGUGCAGAGGAGCUAGCUGACCAUGCUGAGCGCUUUCUAAGGCAGAACUUCGAUCAAGUCUGCCAGAACGAGGAAGUGCUGGAGCUAGAGGCCCAUCAGCUUGGAAGGCUCCUUGCCUCAGAUGAUCUCAAUGUUUCAAGGGAGGAGACCAUUCUGGAUGUGGUCCUGCGCUGGGCAAAGCACGGCACCUUAAUGGAUGCAGAGGUGCGUUUGAGGCAUCUUUCAGAGCUCCUCAGAAAGGUCCGCCUGCCUUUGAUAAGCGCCGAUUAUCUGACUGAAACAUUGAAGAGAAACACUGCCCUCUUGGCUGAUGCGGAAUGUCUGGAGAUGUGGAAUCAAGCUUUGGAGGUUGCUGCUAUGCACCCAUCAGCUGCAGCUAGGAAACUUAAACUGCGGUAUGGGAUGGAGACCACAGAUCUGUUGCUCUGCAUAGGCAAUGACGACGGCGGAAUAAGAUCAAGAUAUGGCAACUAUGGGGAUCGCAGCUUUUGCUACGCCCCAUCAACUGGUCGCACUUACUACAUGACUUCACCACGAUACUGUGAAGGACUAGGCUACGUAUGCGCCGGAGUGGUCACUGAAGAGAAUAAAAUAAUAGUGUCAGGAGAGGCCAGUGCCCGCAGAUUGUCCCGCCAGAAGGACAUGAACAUCGACAUCUACGGGUACAGAGUUGAGGCCCAGGGGACCUGGGAGCACCUGACUUCAGCUGAGUACCGGGACUCUUAUGCUCUUGGAUCCUUGGGUGACACGCUGUACCUUCUGGGUGGACUCAUGAGGCUGAAAAACCAGUUUCUUAUCACUAACUGCGUGGACCGAUGGUCUUUGCAAGGAGGACCCUGGCGAAGCGCCGCCCCCCUGCCACUGCCUCUGGCGUACCACAGCGUCGUCAGAUUAAACAACUGUCUGUACGUGAUCGGUGGCCGAACCCCUCAGUCGUACCGCUUGGACGAAGAGCCAGAUCGUCUCAGUAACCGCAUCCUGCAGUAUAACCCAGAGACAAACACAUGGACAGAGAAUUGCCCAAUGAAGUACUCCAAGUACCGCUGCAGUACUGUUGUCCUCCAUGGUGAAAUAUUUGUUUUGGGAGGCAUUGGCUGUGAGGGAGUAGACAGAGGGCAGUCGCGUCACUGCCUGGAUGCCGUGGAGAUCUACAAUCCAGAACAAGACUGCUGGAGAGAAGGACCUUCUCUUCCCUGCGCCCAGCUUUCACUGCGUACUAACGCCUCCAGUGCAGGUGUAGUCGGCGGAAAGAUAUACGUGUGUGGAUACUACAAAGGAGCAGAUCGCCAUGAUGACAUAACCAAAGACAUUCUGGAGCUGGACCCAAAAGAAAAGAGGUGGACCGUGGUGGGACGCCGGGUUCUCAUGCAUGACAACUAUGACGUCUGCUUGGUAGCAAAUCUCAAUCCGAGAGGACUGAUGUCCCCUCCUGCAGAUCUCAUCGACCAGUGAAAGCCAUGGUGCUAAAAUUAGAAGUCACUGGAAAUGAAUAACUGAAGCACUUUUAUCCACACUGAAAGCACAAUGUCUCUUUGUCUCUUAGCUGUCUACAGCGGUGGGUACAUGAGGUAUCAUGAAAUAGUAUUGCAGGGUUGAUGAAACAGUGUCCCAAUUUUCAGAGGCCACUAGAUGGCGCUCUUGGUUUAGAAAUUAUUUCCAUUGGUUUCAUUGAGUUGGAUGUUGAAAAUCCCAAAAUUUUACAGCAGGUGUUGCCAUAUGGUGGCCUCUGAUAGUCAGGACACCGCUUCAUGAAAUGGCAUCUACCCAUCACUAGCUGUCAAUCUAAAUGCAACGCAGAGUCACUACUCACUUUGGUAGCAAGCUUUACAUUCAGGCAUGACUUAAUCGAAUCCCUCGCAACCUGACGGAUACGGCAGAUGCAGGAAACAGCUUUUAACUUUUAAUUUAAAAAAAAGUUAUGUUUUUUUUCUCACCAUAUCCAGGUUGCCCACUUCGCGAACUUUUCUAAUAAAUGUUA